AUGCUGAAUCAUAUUCGGAAGCUGCUAAGAACUCGAAAGAAGUAUGAAAUUGAUGAACAGGACAGAAAAAUUAUGAAACUGAGUAACGCAAUCGAUUCCAUGCGGAAACAGCUUGUUCAUGCUGAAAAAAGGUGGCGUGAUGACCAAACACAUAUCGAUUGUCUACGAAGAACUGUCCGUGAUUUGGGCCAAGAACUUCAAGAAACAAAGCAGCUGUUGAAUAGAGAAAAAAAACACAGUGAUUCAUCGCUAUCUCUUGAUACGGAUAUAAUCAUUGAUGUGCAAAACGAACUGAAAGUGAUAAACGAACAAAUUCGACAUUUUAGAAGCAUGUUGCACAAGUAUGAGCGAAGUACACGUGAACUUCGAAUGCGGCAUACGUCAACAAAUUCGAGAAUGCAGCGGAGCGAAAGGCACAGGGCGCAUGUGCAAAUCGCUUGUGCAAAAACGGAAAUUAUCGCCGUACAGAUACGCCAAUACGUUAGACGAAAUAGGCAUACGAAUGAUACGGACGACGAACUCCAGAGUGAUUGA
Molecule: messenger RNA, 534 nt
Organism: Gongylonema pulchrum
Lineage: Eukaryota; Metazoa; Nematoda; Chromadorea; Rhabditida; Gongylonematidae
Source: the annotation of a GenBank genome assembly